UUUUUUGUCACCUCACCCCCAUCCUCCUAUGCACCCCACUGAUAAACCCGCUGCUUACAAUACGAUGUCACUGUAAGCGAUGGAGUCACUCGAGUAUUACCACGGGAACAUCAGCCGCGAGGCAGGGGAGCACCUGCUCAGCGCAGCCGGAAAGGAUGGCAGUUAUCUGAUCCGCAACAGCGAGUCGUUUCCAGGGGUCUACUGUCUGUGUGUGCUGUGCCAAGGACUUGUAUACACCUACCGAGUGUACAAAGUAGAAGGAGGCUCUUGGGUGGCUGAGACUGCCCCUGGCGUAAAUAAGCGUCUCUUUCGGAAGGUCAAGAAUCUGAUUAUUGCAUUUCAGAAACCAGGCCAAGGAUUGGCAGUUCCCCUCAUAUACCCUGUGUAUGCCAAUCGCUAAAACUAAACGAAACUUUGUAGGCUAUGAGGGGUUCAGACUUCUUACAUUGGAUUGCCAACCUGAAGUUGACUGUUUUUGUUUUUAUUGUGGAAGGAGUUCCACAUUGCAGCCCUAGUCUGUUACAUUACUGGAAUUUCACAGAAUGUUCUAUCUGGACUGUAAAGCAGAGGCGCCGACAUGACCCAAGUCUGUUUUGUGUACUUUUAAGGGCUCAGCACUGUUUUUUUAACUGACAGCAAGUUAUUAAGAAUGUGUGUAUAUAUAAAUACUGUAUAUUAAUACUGUAUAUCAAUAGUGAUCUCGUGUUAAAGUUGGUGUACUCCUGCUAAUUCAUCUAUAGCAUUUUAUUCAUUGUUACUUCACAUUUUUGCAGAUGUUUUGAAUCAUUUUCAAGUUUUUUCACCUUCUCAAUAAAGUCAUUAAUUUAAAAUAAAUUAGUUUCACACUUAACAAGCAGUAGACAUAAAUUAUAAGUAUAUAGAUUAAAUUGCUAAAA
Molecule: messenger RNA, 896 nt
Organism: Erpetoichthys calabaricus (reedfish)
Lineage: Eukaryota; Metazoa; Chordata; Cladistia; Polypteriformes; Polypteridae
Product: SH2 domain-containing protein 1A-like
Exons: 3
Coding region: 80-400 (106 amino acids)
Source: RefSeq, a predicted model, not a curated record